Thunnus maccoyii (southern bluefin tuna) is the source of this 8187-nucleotide messenger RNA. RefSeq lists its product as uncharacterized. The record is from RefSeq and is a predicted model, not a curated record. The coding region runs from base 802 to 7836 and encodes 2344 amino acids. Gene Ontology annotation, molecular function: protein binding. The transcript has 10 exons. Lineage: Eukaryota; Metazoa; Chordata; Actinopteri; Scombriformes; Scombridae.
UGCUGUGUCUUCAGUAACUCACUGGAGGACACUUCAGCGCUGAAGUUAUGAAUGAGUAUUUUAACUGUGCAAUGCUGUUGACUUUUUGUUGUGCACAACAGCUUUGUCGACAGGUGUGCAAUGAUUUAAAACGGAAUGACAACUGUCUCGUUCAAUCCGAUGGUUUGAUAUAAUCACAAUAAAGGUUAUUAAUACGGUGUAAAGUGAGUGUGUCAGGAUUGGCUCCAAAACCAAAAUAACAAUUUGGUGCGACACGCGACCUGCUAGCUACGUCAGGCUGCGCACAUUUGCAUCGGGCGCACGCAGGGUGGAAGUGAAGUGGACGGUUCACUGUUCGUCAUGCAAGCCGGAAUAGUCCGUUACUAGCUUUCUGUAAACCCUACAGGCUUCAGAAGAUAUUUGACACAUGCCGCAAAUGUGUCUCUAACGUGAACUUAGCGGUGUGUAGCUGUCAACUUGUAAACCUAGCUGGUUAGCCGGAUGGCUAAUGAAAAUGAACUGUUAUGCAUUGUCGGACAAUCAGUUAGUGUUACUCCGGCUAAUGCUCCUUUUAGCCAUCUUGCUGCCACUGACAUCACUCUGUGCGCUGACGACAUGAGAUGUCUGCAUAACUUUUUUACUAAUGGACAUUUAAUUGCCAUAAAAUCUAACUAUGGAAAGCGAACGCAGCAAUUGCAGGCCCCAGAUUGGAGACAAUAGCAAGCUAGCCCAGCUAGCAAGCUGUCGUCGUUGCUAAGCUUGCUAAAGGCUGUCUUGCCUGUAUGUCUGGAGCCACACUGAAAACGUCGAGGUGCCUGCACCAUGGAUCAGGAGGAUAAGACAGACCAAAUCACAGCAGGUUGUAGCCAACAGAUGUUCCACAACCAAGACCCAGCGUCAACGCCCCAGCAGUCCUGCUCCAACAUCAUGUCUUCAGAUUCCAGAUGGGUGAGCAGUAGCACCGAAGACAUUGACCUCGUCAUGACUGAGGAUGGGUUCAGCAAUGGCUGUGAAGUUGAGACUAUGGUAGCAUUACACUGUCCUGGUGACAGCGGAGAUGCAGCUGCUGAAGGUGACCACCUUUCAAUAAGCAAUGAUGGCAUGUCAGAGUUUUCUAACAGUGACCUGUCACUGCCUGAGGUCUGCAUCUCCACCAACAGCAAUAGCUAUGAGGAGAAUAUGAACUAUGAGGUCCAGCAAGCUUAUAGGAUAUUCACUGGCUUUCUUUUGGACAAGUACAAAGGGAUCACCAGCCCAUUCCUUCAACCCAUCGGCCACCAGGAGGCCCAACAUGGUAUUGGAGGGGUCCGGGGUCGAGGUCAGUCACAGCUCAAGCAGUCGAUGUGCUUGCGGAGGAUGGAGGAGAGGUUUAUCAGCCAGGAGUAUGAGACCAUAACAGAGUUUGUUGCAGACUUCAGGCUGAUGUUGGAGAACUGCUAUCGCUACCAUGGGGUGGACCACUGGAUCUCCAAACAGGCUCAAAAGCUGGAAAUCAUGCUGGAGCAGAAGCUCACAUUGCUAUCCAGGACACUUCGAGAGAAGACGACCUUGGCAGUGACUUCUAAAGGGCGUUUUGGUGUAGAGGAGGAACGAGGGUCAGGGGGCACCUCCACAAGGAGGAGACUGGCACCUCGUAGCUUGGCUACCAUCACUGUUGGUGGACAUGAGUCUAUCAUGGUCCAGACCCUACGGCUGGAGGAGCAACAGAGGGUCAAGGAGGAGAAGAGGCAACGUGAGCUUGAGAAAAAAGAAGCAGAAGAAAUGUCAGCCAAGGAGGUGGAAGAGUGGGAGCAGAGCUUGUUAUCACAGGCUUCGCCCCACACUGUGGACACCCUUUGGGAACUCCCUGCUAUAGGGCAUUUCCUCUGCCUGGCUCAGACUGCCCUUAACCUUCCUGAGAUUGUAUUUUUUGAGCUGGAGCGCUGUUUGCUGAUGCCCCGCUGCAGCCUCCUCCUCUCCAAAAUCAUGUCUUCCCUACUGUCCCCAUCACAGAGGAGGGCCACUCUGCACCGCCGGCCUGCCCUGCCUUACCGUCGCUGGGAGUCAGAGCUCAGGCAGCGGGUCAUGGGAUGGUAUCGAGCUGUUGGUGGCGCUCGUGAUCAGCCAGGUCGGGCUGAGCAGCUGGGACUCUGCCACCAGUUUUUCAGCUCCCUGGGGGAGGUGAGUCCUUUGGAGGAGAAACCCUUUCACUUGCUGCCCUUCUACCAGAGAGUGUGGCUUCUGAAGGGGCUUUGCGAUCACGUGUAUGAGACACAGAAGGAUGUGCAGGAUGCUGUACUGGCCCAGCCCAUCCAUGAAUGUAGGGAGUCUAUUUUGGGUUAUGACAGCAAGGACAAUGCCUAUAUACACUUCCCACAUUUCUGUGGGGCAGACCUGAGGAUCUACUGCCAGAGCCCCAGCACACCCCCAACUUUUCCUUUCCCUUCUAUAUGGGUGAAAAGGGUUGAAAUAGAGCCAGGGACAGAGGGUGAAGAGUCGGAUGGAAUGAAGGAAGAGGGGGAUAAAAGUGACAGCGGAUGUUGCGGAGGCUCCAUGGACACAGGAGAGCCUGAUGAUUUUGGUAAGGGGAAAGCAGAGACAUUUGGAUUUUUAAAAAGGGAAAAUGGGAACAGAGAGGAAGAUGGAGAAAGGUAUAAAUCGUGGUCACUGAAGAAGGAAGAGGGGUCUGAAUCAGGGUCCUCUGAUGGAGACUCCUGUGAAGACUCUAAAUUGGACUUUAAAAUACACAAUAACUCCUUGUCCCUUUCACAAACAAGUCCUGUUGGAGAAAGUAGUGUGAAAUUGAAGGAAGAGACUAUAGAGCAUCAGUCUAAAAGACCUACAGUAAAGCAAGAGCAGGGUUUCUCAUUGGGCUCAGUGCGCACCAUUAAAGCAGCGACACAAGAUCCCUGUCUGAGUGUAGGGGAGCACAGCUACACAGGAAGGUCCCCUGCUCGCUCUGUGAAUCUGGCCUCCCCUACCAAACCGGUGGGGAGUCCCAAUCAGGGACACCAAAGGUCUUUCUGUUUGGAAUGUUGUAGAAACAAAACUAGUAAUGUUAAAUCUGAGCAGCAUGGCUGCUGCUGUGGCACAUCAGGGCUAGCAACACAGCUGUCUUCUGAGAGCACUCAAAACUCAAGUGAAGAGAGGGUGACUGACAGAAUCUGGACGAAAAAAAAAAAGCGGAAGAAAAAGCGAGGGAGGGAACAGCUGCCAGGGGUGAAAGGAGAGCACAAGCAGCUGCAGCACGUGGACAGGAUGAGCCUGUGCCCAGCUGAGGCUGCCAAGUCUGCAGUGCGGAGAGUCACCACAACGAUCAAGAGAAAAGACAAGAAGAAAAAACAUAAAACAGGAAAAAAGCUUGAAUCUUCAAAGAAAAUUAAAGAUGAACCCCCAGUUGAGCCAUCAUUUAAGUUGGUAUGCACCAGUCUUGAAGAGUUGCGGGAGCUGAUCAGUAAAACAGAAGAUGAACUUGAUGACCUGGAGAGCACCAAAAAGAGGCUGGGUCGGUGGUAUUAUAGGAGAGAAGCAGUGAAAGACCUCCACAGCACUCUAAUCAGACUACUGAAUGAGCUUUCACCGUGGGAACCCAAACUUGUUAAGGCCUACCAAAGGAACAGGCUUCGUUUGAAGAAGGAAUUUCAUGAUUUCAAGAAUCAUCCAGAGUACAAUAACUUUGUGCGUGAGGAGUGUAUGUCAUCGUCAUCAUCAUCAGAUGAUGAUGAAGAGAGAGGUUCAGGGAAGGAGGCGUGUUCACUGUUGGAUCAUUACAGAAGAUCUGAGGAAGAAGACCUGGAACAUGUAGUUCCCAGAGGUCUAUGGAGCGGAGCAAGUACCAGGGAGUUUGUGGCUGAAUCUGCUGGAGAGAGAACAGUGACCUGUGUAACUCCCAACCAUCAAAGACACCCUCUGGCCAGCACAGAGAAAGGCAUCAGUCUACUGCCAAGAGUUCGGACUGGCAGCAGUAGCAUUACUUCUACUCCUGACUCUGGACCACAGUCUAGAUCGGAAAUGAUCCCAUCAAAUCAAUCCAGGGAUUCAAACUCAGCAUGGGCAGCAAGGGUGUCAACGGAGACUUCAUUGUCACACAGACCCCCCAUUCUCCACCCCACCACUGGACUACCUAAGGGCUACACGCCCAUUCCCACCCUACUGGCUAAGAGUGUGGGAAACAAAGUGACCUUAAUGAAACGGCCUGUUGAUUUUCCAGGAGUCAACAACAUAGAUAGACAGAGCAAAGGGUCUUUAGUCUCCCUGUCUACCACAAAACUUUCAAAAGCACAAAGUUCUCCAUCCAGCUCCCAGCAGAACUCACAACAACUGCAGGCACAAGGACUACAACAGACACAAGUACUUAGACAGCCAGGAAUGGCCACAGUGACGACAGCUCUUCCUAAAUCACCACAGGCCAAACCAACCCAGACUGUACCAAAAAGUCCUGUCCAAGUGGUGUACAAGGUUCCUGAGGGGCUGGGUCACCUUGUAAGGAAAGACAGCAGCAGCCCAGUCAAGAUCUCUGUUCAUCCUGUCCUGGACCAGAACACUGGGGAGAAGAUCAUGCAGCAAGUGGUGAUUCUGCCUUCUAAACUUCUCAUUCACAAAAAUGAAGAAAAGGUCACUUCUUUACAUCAACAACAGACUAAGGGCAUUCAGGUCCCCGUUUCUAAAGUGGCCAGCCCCUUAUGUAUGUCCACCAAUGUGCCUGGGUUUACCAUUCCUGAAAACAGAAUCCCUGUUCAGCAAGUGGCCCCCCUAAAAGAUGCCAGGACAGUGAGGACCCCUUCUCCUUCUGUUUCCCCUAGGCUGCAGCAUGGGGCUCUAAACACAGCAGGGUUCAAGGGAAUGCAAGUCUGUAGUCCCGAAGCAAGCACACCACAAGGUGGUAUGCCAAACUCCUCAUCUAUCACAACUCCUGCCAGUGCAGUUUCUACUGAGCCUGUUAAGUCUACAGACCCUAAACAGGAGCUUAAGACUGUGUGUAUUCGUGACUCACAGUCCAUCCUGGUAACGACUAGAGGAGGCAACACAGGCAUCGUCAAAGUCCAGACAUCCUCAGACCAGAAUGCCCUUGGAUGUUUGCCCAGCAGUCCAGUUAUCACCAUCUCACCUCAGUUUAAAGCCUUCCUCGUAUCCAAGACGUCAUCAGCUUCUCCUUCUGCUCCUUCUCAGACUUCCCCUUGUACCAUCCCAGCAGUGACAAGUACCUCAGUAGCCCAACCUCAGAAGCAGGUUCCUUCAGUAUUAAAGUCCCCUUCCACUGUCACCACUCCCAUGGUCACUACCCUCACUGGUGGCAUUCCUGUUGCAGGCCCAGGAAGCCAGACUGCAGGAACUACUGUUGCCUUAAGUCAAGGCUCCAACAGUUCAUCUGCUUCUAAGUUUGUAACAAAGAUUGGCCAGCUUGCACAGACAGCAGCAUCUGGUUCUCAUUUUCAAGCUUCAUUAGUAAAAAACACUGUUGUUGUCCCAUCACUGAGUAGUUCUAGUGUUCCCCAAGUUCUCACACAAUCUGAGUUCAUCUGCAAGCCUGGUAUGAAACGAGCCAGCACAGAUGAGAGAUCCCAAGUUACUAAAUUUAUUCUGGUCACUCCCUCUUCUUCCUCUGCCUCAAAUGUAGCUGUAUCAAAAGACACACCCUCUUCCACAAAACCACUUCCAAGUUCAAGAGUCAUGUUCAUCAGCCAGCCCACAACAACGUCAUCCUCCACCUUUGUGGGAAGCAUUCCAAAGCAAGGGAUAGGGACAGCAGCUGGUGGACAGCUACUGACCACUUCAUUAUCAAGUCAAACUCAGAACAUGGGAUUAAGCCUAGGACAAACUGUUGGCAGUGUCAACUCAGAAGCGAUGUCCAAAGUCAAGAACAUCACCUUGCCCACAGGGCUUCAAAUCCAGUUGUCAGGCAAGACAACAACCAUCGGACAGACCAUCGGUGCACUGUCACGUUCCCCUUCCAAAAGCACACCAGUGUCUGUCUCAGAUACAGGCUGUUCACCAGCCACCACCACACAACUGUUCCCGGUCACAAGUUCAAAUACCAUAACAAGCUGUCCUGCUCAGCUUACUUCUCACACUUCUCUAACCAGCAACUCUCAGCUCCAGGGUAUCCCUCCCUUCCCCAUGAUCUCCCAACCAGGCUCUUCCACAUCUACUGCUGCUACAUCUGCAGGAAACAUGAUCAAGAAGGAUCUUGGUCUGCCCACAAAUAUACUGUCCAGCAACUCUCCUGCUCAGGUAACCACUACCACGCAGAGUAGCCCAGCCCAAACCUCCACAACCAACCUUGUCCGUCAGCCCCCGAAUAUCCAAAGUGGCAUUGGUGAGGAAACCACCUCCAUCUUAUCUUCCCCUCACCUUGCUCUCAAUAAAACCCAAACACAAAUCUCCUUGGCAACAACCACCAGUACCCCAUUCACCACUUCUUCUACUGGCACAAUUCAGCAGAGGAUAGUCAUCAACACUUCUACGCCCCUUGCUGCUGGCACACAGAUCCUCCUUAACAAUGCACGGUUUGUAGUCCCUCCCCAGGGUUUGGGUCCAGGCAGCCAUGUCCUUAUUAUCUCUAGCCCUGCACCACAACAAGUGCCUAGUGCCAGUGCUACUAGCAUUGGAGCAGCAGUACCUCCCCAAGGGGCAAGCCCUGUCACUGUAGCCCCUCGAGCACCUGUUUUACCCCUAUCGCCAGCCAAGCUGCCUAGUGUGCCAGCCUUAAGUUCUCCUUUUGUAGCAUGCACACCUGCUGUUGGUCCAUCAUUGCUAGCAACCAAUCCCAAUGUCAUGCCAGUCCAACUAACAGGAACACCUGGCUUGGGCUCAGCGUUGUUACCCAGUAAAACAAGUGUAGUGUCUGCUCUGCCAAGGUUGCCAGUUUCGCAGGCUAGUAACUUUGCAUCACCACCUGUAGGCACACCCACUCUGGUCUCAUCAUCACCUAGGUUAGGUAGUGUUCCAGCCCUAGUUUCCCCAGUGGUAACCAGUGCCUCUGUUCUUGGCUCAGCGCUGGCUACAAUCAGGUUAGCUGCUGGUACACCCAGGCAAGCUGAAUGUUCAUCCACCAUUUCACCUGCAGUAGCACCCCCUUUACCCAGAUUGUCAGCACCUCUAUCAUCCUUGCCUGUUUUACCCAGCCCAUCAGCUGUUGCCCUGCCGAAUCCCGUCAUACCAAUUCCAGCACCCGUUUCCUCAGCCCCAGCCCCUGUGAUAGCAAGCACACCAUAUUUGCAUUCUCUUCCUGCUCAGCAGGAGGUUUCAGUGACAACCCUGGGUCCAGGCAUACAGCCCCAGCAGACAGCAGUAAAAAUUGCAGCACCCCCCACUGCUCCAUCACAGUUUUUGGCGAAUAUGGGCCUUGGCAACGCAUCAGUCAAAAAACAGGCAGUCAUGCAACCAGUGUUUGCUGGCACACGGACACAAGUAUUGCCAACUGUGGCUGUCCCUCCAAUUGUAAGCACAGCGUCGAGGAUGCAGACGCUGCCCAUUGCUACAGUUCCACCAAUCGGAAGCACUGUCAACAGCUUUGAAACAGCACCUGUGAUGACCACACCUCCAUCCAGCAACACUGUAAUAAUAACUCCAGCUCAACCAAUCACAUCACUGAAGACAAACAACACCAUCCACCAACCUGUCGUUCCGACCAAUCAAGCACUGGGAAAGCACUCUCUGCAGACCUCAGCUUUAGGUAUGCAUACCAAUGUAGCAUCCAAGCUACUCAUUAGUCCUGAUGGUGCUGUUUUGAGUACAGUUCAGUGCCAGGUCAAUCCAGCAGAGUUGACCACCUGCCCCAAACCGCUGGCUGCACUGGUGGUUUCACCCAACAGUUCCACUGGAGCACUACACGCACAUGAUUCCUCUUUACAGCCUUCACAGGCAGACACAAAAUGAACCAAUUAACCAAGACCAUGAGACAGCUAUGUGAGGACUGAGACACCACUGCUCAGCUGGUUAGUUUUGGCAGGGCUCAUAUCCAUCACUUGUAGUAAUCUUGGUGUUGCUGCUUUCCAGCUGCAGUUUGACUCAUAACCUAAAUUUAAGAUACAGUAGGUCAUACCCUCUGGUUAGAUGAUCUUAUAAGUAAACUGUAUGCUCAAACAGACUGGAAAUGUAUACUGUGAUGAUGGUUUUCUAAAUUGAAAACUAUUGAGGUUGCCCUCAGAUGAAUGUUGUAGACUCUCAACUUUCCUUUUUUACUUCAUGGCCAGUAUUGACAACUGUUAUAAAAAUCAGAAGAAUGAG